Molecule: messenger RNA, 1957 nt
Organism: Lepisosteus oculatus (spotted gar)
Lineage: Eukaryota; Metazoa; Chordata; Actinopteri; Semionotiformes; Lepisosteidae
Gene: cnot11
Product: CCR4-NOT transcription complex, subunit 11
Cellular component (GO): CCR4-NOT complex
Source: RefSeq, a predicted model, not a curated record
GUCGUUUAAUCUCUGUGUGUAUGUUUAUUUGUAUGAUACACAGGUAAGGAAAUCGAAUGGACACAUCCGACUACAUUUCCCAGAAGUCUCCGCAGCGCCUCCUGUCGUAAAAAACAACCUGACGACAGUGCCGUAUUUAGAAACCUUCAAAACGAUUGGGGUGUUUUGUUUCUAGUCGUGGAGUUCUUAUGUUAAUGAAUGGUAGACUUUGAGGUUUUUGUUAGAUAUUCACGUAAUAAAACCGUCGCCUGGUCGUGUCUGUAUGUUUCUUUUCAUGGGAAGAGCUUGGAAGAGGGCGGCUGUACAUCGUUUCAAGCAGCAAGACCGUGUGGGCUGGUAAUAUGACCAGCCCGCGUUGCUGAAAACACUCGGGGGCGACUGAUUCGGCUUGACUUUGUGUGGUGUUUCUUUUACGAAAAACAACACCUCCCCUGGAGCACAAUGACACUUGCCCCGAAGGAGCUCUCCAAUCUCCUGGGGAUCAUCUCCGAGGAAGCCUGUACCAACUCCUUCGAGGGCCUCUCGUCCGCAUUCCACCACUACUUCGGCAAAGCCGACCACUUCCGAGUGGGCUCGGUGCUGGUGAUGCUGCUGCAGCAGCCGGACCUGCUGCCCAGCUCCCCGCAGCGCCUGACCGCCCUCUACCUGCUCUGGGAGAUGUACCGCACCGAGCCGCUGGCGGCCAACCCCUUCGCCGCCGUCUUCGCUCACCUGCUGAACCCGCCGCCGGUGGGAGACGAGCAGGAGAAGCCGCUCUCGGGAUUCCUCCCUCCUAUAACGUUGCCGGAGAAAUUCUUCCUCUCCCAGCUCAUGCUGGCGCCCCCGAAAGAGCUUUUCAAAAAGACGCCCCGGCAGGUGUCCUGCAUGGACGUAGGGAACAUGCCCCAGUCAGUGGAUAUUAGCGGCCUGCAGCUGGCUUUGGCAGAGCGACAGUCUGAACUCCCCACGCAAAGUAAGGCGAGUUUUCCCAGCAUUCUUAACGAUCCUGAUCCGGAUUCCUCUAAUUCUGGAUUUGACAGCUCAGUGGCCAAUCAGAUCACAGAGGCCCUGGUCAGCGGGCCACGCCCACCACUGGAAAGCCACUUUCGCCCCGAGUUCAUCCGGCCUCCCCCCCCUCUCCACGUGUGCGAGGACGAGCUGGCCUGGCUGAACCCCUCGGAGCCCGAUCACGGCGUGCAGUGGGACCGCUCCAUGUGCGUGAAGAACAGCACGGGAGUGGAGAUCAAACGCAUCAUGUCCAAGGCCUUCAAGAGCCCCCUGUCGUCACAGCAGCAGUCGCAGCUUCUUGGAGAGCUGGAGAAAGAUCCGAAGCUGGUGUAUCACAUCGGGUUGUCCCCGGCCAAGCUGCCUGAUCUGGUGGAGAACAAUCCUCUUGUUGCCAUCGAGAUGCUGCUGAAGCUGAUGCAGUCCAGUCAGAUCACUGAGUACUUUUCUGUGCUGGUCAACAUGGACAUGUCUCUCCACUCAAUGGAAGUAGUCAACAGGCUUACAACAGCAGUUGAUCUUCCCUCAGAGUUCAUUCAUUUGUACAUUUCAAACUGUAUUUCAACCUGUGAGCAGAUCAAAGACAAGUACAUGCAGAACCGCUUGGUGCGCCUCGUUUGUGUGUUUCUCCAGUCCCUCAUCCGCAACAAGAUCAUCAAUGUGCAGGACUUGUUUAUAGAGGUGCAGGCUUUCUGCAUCGAGUUCAGCCGCAUCAGAGAGGCAGCAGGCCUCUUCCGGCUGCUGAAGACACUUGACACGGGAGAGAACCCCACAGAUCCUAAACCUGGCAAAUGACCCUUGCCCAGAGCUACUGAAGGACACUGCGUUUCAAGCAGUACUAUAAAUCCUGUUGUCAUUUUUGUAUAAAAUGUUUACAGCUUGAAUUGACAGCUUGCCGGUUCUAAUUUCUUUGACGGUAUUAAAUGUGAUAAAAAUUAAAAGUACAAGGAGUAAAAUCCUUUAUGUUCAUAUA